ACCUGUUCUCAUCCUUUGCCAUCCAUCCCCCAACUCACUCACUAUCCCACUCUUUGAAACAGCUGAUUUCCAAGAAAGAAAGGGAUCAUUCAGAAGACAAGUUUAGCAGAUGAUAUAGAGAAGAGCGAUGGAAUCUAUCACAUAAGCAGCUCGUUUAAUCUCUCUUGGCACUUUUAGCUUUGGGUAUGGUAUGGCUAGCUUGUUAGCAAUUUAGCUAGCUGACAACCCCGGCUAACGCAGCUAGCGAUGCAAACCUGACUUUCGUUGUGUAAAAUCAAAUAGGAUUUCCUCGCGCUGCGAACAACGUUUGCGGGCUUGUUUUUUCGUUCAUUUUCCUGGAAUCGUUUCGUCUACUGAGAGUGUUUUUGCUCAAAGCAAAUAUAUAGGGUCACGAUAGUCUUAUUAGCUAAAUACCGGCUAUCUAUAAGGGGCAUGGAACAGCUGGUUAGCAAUCGGGCUGAUGCCAGCUAGCUAACGUUCUACGACUCUUAAUUUCAUUGACCGACAUCUGAAGUGGAUGGAAUGGGCGUUUGCUACCUCUAUUUAGCUACCUCCGCAACACAGUGCAACUGGUUAGCUAUAUAAUAAGCUAGUGUAAUUACUCGGCUAACUAUAUGCAAACACAGAUGUGUCUACUUUUAAGGUUUAGCUAGCUAGUUCGUUAGUUAACUUCAACCAGACAAAGGUAGCUAGGUAAUGUAACAUAGCAUUGUUAGCUAAGGGGAGACUUCUUUCUCGUUGUAAAAUUAGGCCACAAAACAAAGUACAAAUGUAUUGACCGUGACAGGCAUUGUUCCCCCCAACCAGACUUGAUGGCAUUGGCAUUGAUUGUGUGAUCACUGGCCAAUUAGAUAGCGUUUGUGUCUAUAUGACGUUAGCUCAGGAACACUCAUAGCUAAUUAUAUAUAUUUUUUGUCGUGACCUACCUACCUCACUGAAACCAAUACUGGUGAUUCCACGACGAGUCUAAUAGCAAGCUAAACAGCACUGCUCCUGUUAUUACAUAUCUUGCAAGAUAGCUGCCAACCAUAUCAGACAUUGUUUACAUUCUCCGUUGCAUGUUCUACACGCAAGAAACAUAGUCAAUCAUGCCUGCAUAGAACAUUGAAGUGAAACUCUCGGAUCAUGUAUAUGUAAUGUAUGCAACGCUCAAAGUGAGUACAGUAUUAGACAUAGCUCCCAAAUGAAUUCUUCUGAUAGGGGUUUGGAAUAGAAUGGCAUUCCAUGGUACAGGCCGGCAGCAGACAGUAUGUGGUAACCUGUUCCCCGGAUCUGAGUUAGGCCAUAAGUAUUUUUGCGUCAACACCUCAACUGGAGCCACUUCCACGGGCCUCACUGCAACUCCGAGUCUAACUGGACCCACUGCCCCGGCGGGGACGCCACGACAUCCAACAUCUCUCGGGGGAAGCACCGGCGGCGGGGCCGCUGUACCACAGCCUCAUAGUAGUCCUGCCAGUGAAGUACCAAGCCCUGUUGAGAUGGAGCCUGAUCGACCUAUCGGUUAUGGCGCAUUUGGUGUGGUCUGGUCAGUGACAGACCCUCGUGACGGGCGUAAGGUAGCCCUGAAGAAGAUGCCCAAUGUCUUCCAGAACCUAGUCUCCUGUAAGAGGGUCUUCAGAGAGCUGAGGAUGCUCUGCUUCUUCAAACACGACAACGUGUUGUCAGCGCUGGACAUUCUGCAGCCUCCACAGAUCGACUGCUUUGAGGAAAUCUACGUGAUCACUGAGCUGAUGCAGAGUGACCUCCACAAAGUCAUUGUUUCUCCCCAGCCCCUCACCACCGACCACAUCAAGGUGUUCCUCUACCAGAUCCUCAGAGGGCUGAAGUACCUGCAUUCUGCUGGUAUCCUGCACAGGGACAUCAAACCUGGGAACCUGUUAGUCAACAGUAACUGCCUGCUCAAGAUCUGUGACUUUGGGCUUGCUCGUGUGGAGGAGCCGGACCCAUCUCGUCACAUGACCCAGGAGGUGGUGACUCAGUACUACCGGGCUCCUGAGGUGCUGAUGGGCAGCCGCCAUUACGGCUCUGCCAUAGACGUCUGGUCGGUGGGCUGCAUCUUCGCUGAACUACUGGGUCGACGCAUCCUGUUCCAGGCCCAGAGCCCCAUACAACAGUUGGAUCUGAUCACUGAUCUGCUGGGUACCCCUCCUCUCUCGGCCAUGGCAUCUGCCUGUGAGGGGGCCAGAGCUCACAUCCUGAGAGGACCUCACAAACCGCCGUCGCUCUCUGUGUUAUAUAUGCUGUCGGACGGGGCGACCCACGAGGCCGUGCACCUGUUGUGUCGUAUGCUGGUGUUUGAUCCGGCCAAACGGAUCUCGGGCAGCGACGCCCUCUCCCACCCCUACCUGGACGAGGGCCGUCUGCGCUACCACACGUGCAUGUGUCAGUGCUGCUACUCCGUGCCCAGCGGGCGUGUGUACACGCGUGACUUUGAACCGCCCGCCGACCGGAACUUCAGCCACAGCUACGAUAACAGCCUGCUCUCUGUCUGGCAGGGCAAAGAGCUCAUCCAUCGCUUCAUAACAGAGCACCAGCAGGGGAAACGAGUGCCGCUGUGCAUCAACCCCCAGAGUGCCGCCUUCAAGACCUUCAUCAGGUCUACUGCGUGGCAUUCCUCCAAAGUCUCCAGGAAGGAGGAGAGAUGAAGGGGAGUAUCGUUCAAGUACAAGAAGAAUCAUGGGAAAUUCAGUUUGAUAAAAAGAACAAGACUUGCUUUGGUCAAUAUAAUAGAGAUAGGUUUGGGUUUCUCUGGAUGGAGGGGAGGUGUGAAUGAAACAGUACGCCAGCCUCUCAGAGAGAAGAACCGUGUCUGUUUGAGGAAAUGCUCACUUUUACUAAAGACUACAUUUCCCUUCAAUGACAACUACCGUUCCCAACUAUGAAAACUACUAUUGACACUGGUGAAGACUUGACUACACCAAGGCUACAGGCAUUUCCCCAAUGCUGAAAACUAAAAUGUGCUGCUGAAUUUUUUUUAAAGGAAUAAAGAGGAAAAGUGGUA
Molecule: messenger RNA, 3001 nt
Organism: Oncorhynchus masou masou (cherry salmon)
Lineage: Eukaryota; Metazoa; Chordata; Actinopteri; Salmoniformes; Salmonidae
Product: serine/threonine-protein kinase NLK2-like
Exons: 11
Coding region: 1215-2645 (476 amino acids)
Biological process (GO): protein phosphorylation; intracellular signal transduction
Cellular component (GO): nucleus; cytoplasm
Molecular function (GO): MAP kinase activity; ATP binding
Source: RefSeq, a predicted model, not a curated record